Hemicordylus capensis (graceful crag lizard) is the source of this 4648-nucleotide messenger RNA. RefSeq names its product dual specificity phosphatase 15 (gene DUSP15). Gene Ontology annotation, molecular function: protein tyrosine/serine/threonine phosphatase activity. Bases 697 to 1350 code for a protein of 217 amino acids. Gene Ontology annotation, cellular component: cytosol. The record is from RefSeq and is a predicted model, not a curated record. Gene Ontology annotation, biological process: regulation of cell population proliferation; protein dephosphorylation; positive regulation of JNK cascade. The transcript has 7 exons. NCBI's taxonomy places the organism in Eukaryota, Metazoa, Chordata, Lepidosauria, Squamata, Cordylidae.
CACCUGCCUCCUGCCUGGGCACGGAGCAUUUCAGGCCUGCCAUUUUCACCCUGUUAUUCUGUGGCGCAUGCGGGAAACUCUCCCCCCCCCAAAAAAAUCUGGGGGUGUCCCGGGACUCGCCUGCUGCCCCCCUCGCUGCUGUUCUGAGGAUCGGAGGCCGGGAGGCAGCAGCUCCAGCUUCACGCCUUGGCAGUCCUGGCUUGUCCCGGAGCCAGCCAGACAAAAGGGUUUGUUCUCCAGUCUGAACACUGGAGCAUUGUGGUGGAGCAGCAGCAGCAGCGGUGCCGCCUGGCCUUGGCACACCCACACAGUUACGAAAGAGGUGGAGUUUUCUCUUGGCUGUCAGCGUGCCAGCAGCCCCAGCAAGCAGCCAGGGAAAGGCACUUCUAGGAGACGCUCCUUUGUCAUCUUGGAGGGAAAAAGGGCCUUUUCCCAGAGGAGGGAGGAAGCCAGGCAGUGAGCAGCAGCAGCAGCAGCAGCAGCAGGAGGGAUUCCUUCCUCCCCAGGGCGGUGCAGGCACAGCUGACGCCAGAGAUCUCUUUCAGUGCCAGUCCAGGAGGUGGAGGUGGUGAAACCCACUGCAGGGCCUGGAGGUGCAGCUCUCCCCCCACCGUGACCCCCCUGACUGAUACCCUCUUGCUGGGCUGCUGGCAGAAGAGGGAGGAAUCGCACGCCGCCAGGUCACCUGCUGCUGAGAUGGGCAAUGGCAUGAACAAGGUUCUCCCUGGACUUUAUCUUGGGAACUUCAUUGAUGCCAAAGACCUGGACCAGCUGAGCCGGCACAAAAUCACCCAUAUUGUUUCCAUCCAUGAAUCCCCACAGCCACAUAUUCCGGGAAUCACUUACCUUCGCAUCGCUCUGCCGGAUACCCCAGAGGCAAACAUCAAGAAGCACUUCAAAGAAUGUAUUCAUUUUAUCCACUCCUGUCGCCUACGGGGAGGAAACUGCCUCGUCCACUGCCUUGCAGGGAUCUCUCGCAGCACGACCAUCGUCCUGGUUUACGUCAUGGCGGUGACGCAGCUGAGCUGGCAGGAAGCGCUGGAAGCCGUCAAGGCGGUACGGCCGGUCGCCAACCCCAAUCCGGGCUUCCGCCAGCAGCUAAAGGAGUAUGAGGGCAGCAGGUCUGCCAGGAAGGUCCACCGGCGACUUGAGCGCAAGUACGGAGCAGUACCCUUUGAUGACGAGGAGGAGAUCAGGGCCCUGCUCCUGCCUGGCAAAAGGCGCGACGUCUCCAGGCCUGAUGGGACUCAGCAGGCUCUGGUGCCAAAGAGCAGGGGUGCCAAGCAGACAGACCCCUUCCUUCAGCGGGUGAAGCAGACCUUCUCCUGCCUCCCUGGGUGCCUAAAAUGAGACCUCCCAAGGCAUUCUGGGAAAGCACAGAGGCUAACCACAGUAGAUUGGCCAAGGCCAAAACCUGGCAAAGGGUGCUCCUGCCGCUGACACCUUGAGCAGAAAACCUCUGUGAUGGACACUGAGCACCGCUCAGAAGGUUGAAUGUCAGGGCGCUUGUCUUGUCUGCCUCCAUCCCUUCCACCUGGGAAAUGGAAGUAACUGUUACUGGAGGAAAUACUCUGCAGACUCCAAGGGCCUGUUUCUGACAAGAGAGGGCCAGUCAGUGGUGCGUGCCCUAGCUUGCACCAUUUGUCAGCACCACACCUGGGACAUCUGCUGGCCCAAGACUUUCCAGCGUGGAAUCUCUGGCAGGAAUUGGCAGUAAAAAAAAACCAAAAACACCUUGCAGUAAAAAAAAGAUGACCGCUGUAUAGAAUAGCCCUUUUCAGACAUUAUACAAAAGGUGCUCUGCAGCAGUAAAGGUAAAGUGUGCCGUCAAGUCGAUUUUGACUCCUGGCGCCCACAGAGCCCUGCGGUUUUCUUUUGGUAGAAUACAGGAGGGGUUGACCAUGGCCUCCUCCCGCGCAGUCUGAGAUGAUGCCUUUCAGCACCUUCCUAGAUUGCUGCUGCCUGAUAUAGGGGUUCCCCAUAGUCUAAUGCCUCUUGCCUCCCUGCAUAAGUAAAGUCAAGUAAAGUGUGCCAUCAGGUCAAUUUCGACUCCUGGCACCCACAGAGCCCUGUGAAUACAGGAGGGGCUGACCAUUGCCUCCUCCCAUGCAGUGUGAAAUGAUGCCUUUCAGCAUCUUCCUAUAUCGCUGCUGCCUGAUACAGUACCAGCGAGGGUUCGACCUGGCAACCUUCUGCUUGUUAGUCAAACAUUUCCCCACUGCACCAUUCGAGCAUCGAAAACGGGGCCGGAUGUCCCGCCCUAGCCCCAUCAGUCAUCCCUGUCAGUGCCCCGCCCACAGUGAUGACUGACAGGCCCAUGCCUCCCAAUCACGGAAACACCCACCCUCAGGUGUGCGGCGUUUUGCCUCUUCAGACAAAUCCUGCUCUAACUGCUGGCAGAGGUGAUUGACAAAGCUAGGGGUGGGACUUCCGGCCACCUCUAGUACAACGUCUGAUUAGGGCUCAUGGUGGGGGGGAUGAAAAAGCAAGUCGACUGGAAAUGGUCCUUGCCCUGCAAAUGGCUUCCCUACCCAAAGAGCACAUCAGGUCUGUCGGUGUGGAGGUGCAAGAUAGAGAAGCAACCCUGAUGCACGCUGAGGUGGGGCAAAACAGUAACUGGCAAAUGUGCCUGCCAGACUCCAAAGGGAGCCUUUUUCCAGGAGGGCCAGAACGCCGAAAAACAGGAAGCUGCCAGACCAAGUCAGACCACGGGCCCAUCUCCCUCAGCAUAGUCUGCACUGACUGGCAGUGGCUAGCCCUACCCCAGGGAUUGAACCUGGGAUCUUCUGCAUGCUACGCAGAGCUGCGUCCCCUUAAUCAAAAUCAAAACUGCGGCAGGUGUUGGGUUAAAGCCUCACCUGGUGGCCCUGAUCUGGAUGGCUCCCCCAUGCUUGGCAUUUACAUCAAAAGAAACGAGCCCGCCAGGGCCACAUGUAGUGCGACCCUCAAUGGGUGCAAUCCUGAAUGGUUGCCCAGAAGGGAAACUUUGGCUGCUGCUGCUGGUCCCACCUCAGAAAAGGCCUCUUCUGCACAGUAGCUAUUGAAGGCAUAUCCGAUGUCUGCUCUGAAGCAGGAGCACAGCAGGCCUUGCAACAUCCCUCUGUCUUUGCUAAGUGAGACAGCACAGUGCCAACGGACCGGCUCCGGUUGGUCAUCAGAGCGCCUUUCCCCUUUGGCAUGGUCCCACCCUGACCUCUCCAACCCUGUGAGGCUCCAGGGCCUCACUGGGAAAGAGAAAACAAGCUGGCACGCUCUGGUUAUUUCCUGCUGGACGUCCAGCAAUGGUCUAUGGAAACAGGGGCUUUUCAGAGGCCUUCUCGGGGUCGCUGCAUUUCAUAGGAUUCAAAAGGAAGACACCACCCGCCAGCCCGUCCUCAGGGGAACAAAAAUGACGACCCUGCUGGCUCCCUUCCCCAGCAACUCAGCGGCCCCAAUGGCUUUUCUCAAGGGAGUGAUCCUAACAGAGGUGCCAUACUAACAAUCUGGGUAAAAAACGAUGCUGAUGCACCAGCUGCAGCCACAACCCUGGCUUGUCGCGUCUGCUGCUCAGCACUCUCCCCUUUGCAGCCUGCCUGGAUACGUCUCCUUUCCAAGAAACUGGCAGAGAGCACAGCUGCUGACCCCAGGUCAGAACUGGGUUUCAGGACCUGCGUCACAUGGGGGGGGUGCUGCGGCUGGAAUUCCCGCAGCAGAGCCAGUCAGUAGUUCAGUAGCCUGUGCCUGUCAGUGACUGGAGGAGAGCUGUUCUGCCCACAGGCCUGGAAACGGAAAGCUUCCGUGUCAGGCAGGGAAAACGAGGGUGCAUGCCCGUGGCAAAGCAAGUUCGAGCCCUGCUUCCCCUGUUGUAAGUAACCUUGCGGCCCACACACGUUUCUUCUACUCCUAUAAGCACAAAGUCAAGAUUGGUCUCACGUGUGGUGUGCAGAUCCGAAAGUGAGAGGUCUUUGCUUUCUUGGCCAUUGUACCAGCUGAGCCCCAGUUCAAGAACCACCCCGGGGCUGCUUUUAAAAACCGUUCAGAAACACCUCCCAAAAUGCAGUCAAAUAUUGGUCAAAUCUUGACCAAGAACUGAAACCUUUACUGUAUUAGAACUGCAAUGAAGAGAUGGACGCCAAUUACCAAACAGGAAUGUCUACAUUCAAGAGGUCCAGCAAGGGUUGCCACAUGCCCAGUACUGUCCCAGACAGUCUAGGAGUCGGACGUCCUGUCCAGCCAGUCCAGGGUGAAGGAAAAGUGUCAUCCUGGAUACAAAAAGUCCUAGGAAUUUGAGCAGGAAGGUUUCUUUAGCACAUUUUACCUAUUUUUCUGGUGCUUCUCUCCAAGCAUUGUAGCCAUACAGUGUCAAUGUUUAAAACCUCCUAUCAUUACCCUUUUUCUCUGGCCCCAGGGCUGCUGACAGGCAGGGCUGGCUCUCUGUAUGGCUCUGGGAACCCCUUCCCCUCCUUCCUGGGUCCUCUCUAGAGAGUGAUGUAUAAAGCCUCUGCCUUUAUACUGGGCCUCUGUCCAUGGUGAAGUAUAUGGACAGAGAGAGCCCCCUUUUCUCUAGUGGCAUCGUUGGGGUCCCACUUCUCUCUAGAAUACUUAUUGCUUUUAAAAAGUUUAUAAACGGUUAUUAAACAAAAUAAACACUUAAUACAGAUUUAUUUCA